AUGGCUACUACAGGACAACGUCGAAUGACAACAACUUCAUCAGUGAGUCAAAAACAUCAACCAAGACGAUAUGUUUUAGAUGAUCCAUAUAAAACAAAUCGUCGACAACAACAACAAACUACUAGAAUUAAAACAAAUCGAAAUACUAAUAAUAUGAGAGGUAUUAAUAAUUCGAAUGAUUCUGAUCAACAACAAUAUUUAUCUAGAUCUGGUUCAAGUGAAUAUUUGAUUCGUAAUGGUCAAACAAUAACAGCAACUGAAUAUGGUCGUAUGUUACACGAUAGUGAAUCAUCAUCAGGAACCGCCACAAGAUAUAUCGAUGAUAAUAGUAUCAGACAAAUGUUAGAAACAGACGAAAAUGGUGAACAACUCUUAUCAUCGAGAUCAUUAACAUCAUCAAUGGCAACGGAUGUUAGAAAUUAUCCCAUUAAUAUUGAUCCUAAUCCAGAAUUAAUUGUUCGACCAAAUACUCAACGUUUAACAUAUACACACGAUGUAGCUGUGAGAUAUUUGCGUCCUCCAACACCGCCACCUCCCGGGCCAAUUGUUAUUCGUGAAAUUCGUGCACCGCCUCCUCCUCCAGCACCUCCAAUUAUUUUGAGACAGCGUCCACCUCCUCCAAGAACACCAUCACCAGUUAUUAUUAGAGAACGACCACCAAAUCGACCAAAAUCGAUACCAACAACAGUGAUAAAAAAAGUGAUACCACCUCCAGCUCCACCACCACGGAAACUGAUUAUUGAACGUUUACCCAAUUUACCUCCAAAACCUCGUCCAGUAAUUAUUGAACGGUGGCUACCGUACAACAAACAAAAGCGUCAAGUGGUUCAUGAACGUGCCAAACCAUUAGAACCAACGGCACGAAUAAAAAAUACCAUUAUAGAAUGGAGACCACCAGAAGUUGACUUAGUUAAACAUGUUAAAAAAUUAGGCAUACAACAAGCAGAUCCGGUGAGAUAUUAUCAACAAUAUGGAGAUAAACUAUAUACAACAGAUUUUAUCCAGCGAAAAUUUCAAGAAUUAGGUCUACGUGAUGAAUUAAUUGUUUUACAACAGCAACAACUUCAGGCUGAACAACCUAGAACAAGUGAUAAUGAACUAUAUGAUUUACAAAAUAGUGAGGAGUAUAGUUUAGGUCAAAUGUAUCGUACAUCUGGAGCACAAACCUCAUCACGUCAGUAUAAUUCAUUAGUACGUCUAUUAAAUGAAGAAAAUAUUGAUACAUCACAAAUAAAUAUUGAUCAAAUUAUAAGUGAUCAAGUGUAUGAUAUUGAACGUCAUUCACCUAUUACUGCCUAUGAUGGUAGUUCACGUGAAAGUGGAAUAUUAAGAAAUAGUAACAUAGAUAAUAUUGAUGAUCAAGGAUAUGUAUUAACAGAAGAAAUUAUUCGACGUAAUUACGAUAAUAGCGGCAAAUUUCCUACACAUUUAUUAACGAAAUUAGGUUCACAUGUCUAUGAUAUGCCGUAUGAUCAAGUUGGUCUAUCGACGGGAAGUGGAAAUCAACGAUUGAAUAGUCGAAUAUAUUAUGACAGUGGAAAUCAAUCAAAUCAAGAAGAAAAAUAUGGGGAAAGCAAGUCAUCCGAUUUACAAGAUCUAUCCAAUAAUUAUGAUGGUGGGUACAUAACGGCAGCAACGACGACAACUACCAGUGGAGCAGACGAAGGAACUGAGAAGAAUCAUGGUCUGUUGAACUUUUAA
Molecule: messenger RNA, 1701 nt
Organism: Didymodactylos carnosus
Lineage: Eukaryota; Metazoa; Rotifera; Eurotatoria; Philodinida; Philodinidae
Source: the annotation of a GenBank genome assembly